Messenger RNA from Clunio marinus, 213 nucleotides. The record is from the annotation of a GenBank genome assembly. Lineage: Eukaryota; Metazoa; Arthropoda; Insecta; Diptera; Chironomidae.
AUGUUGACAAUGACUCUUAAAUUAGAACUGUUGCUAAUACAAAAUAUUAAACCUCACUUGUCAAGAAAUCCUUUUUUCUUCAUCCAACCACCAUCACCUUUAAUAUUUAUCUACAUAAACUUAAGUUCUGGCAUAAGCUGUCAAGUGAAAACCAUUAGCAGGAAAGUUAAAGAAAUCAAAGCAAUGAAGAUUGAUUUAUUAAACCAAGCUUGA